Messenger RNA from Phialemonium atrogriseum, 1152 nucleotides. RefSeq names its product mediator complex protein-domain-containing protein. Lineage: Eukaryota; Fungi; Ascomycota; Sordariomycetes; Cephalothecales; Cephalothecaceae. The transcript is spliced from 3 exons. Gene Ontology annotation, biological process: regulation of transcription by RNA polymerase II. Gene Ontology annotation, cellular component: mediator complex. The record is from RefSeq and is a predicted model, not a curated record. Gene Ontology annotation, molecular function: transcription coregulator activity. Bases 242 to 967 code for a protein of 241 amino acids.
UGCCGAGGUAGGUCUGUGCGCACGCACCUCUUGCCUCACUAAGAACGACCCCACAAUCUUUCGUUUACCACAGUAAGCUCCCAUAGAAAGUCAGAGUGUCCGUUAUCUACAUACCAUAAUAAGGUCAAUAAACUUUUGUUCAAUUGAUCUUCCCAGGCGGCUCACCAACCUGCCUUGGCAACUGCUGCACUUCAUUAUCUUUACAUGUAGCUAUCUAACCUGCAUCUUUAUCUCCUUUGCAAUGGACAUCGAUGUUCAGGGUCAAGACGCCAUUGACGUCCACAAGCCUUUUACAAAGGCAGAGCGCAUCCAGCAGCUUGCUGAGAUCGAUAACGACAUCACCCUCCUCCUCACCCACACCGGCAAGGCAAUCCAGUCCCUCGCCCAGCCCACCACCCCCGACAACGCAGACGGGGACAGCGCCAGCGCUCCCGACGCCUCGACCUCGACCGCCAACCCCGCCGAGCCAGGCGCCGCCGCCGCGCCGCCGCCGGCACUCGACCCAGAAGAGCGCCUCGAGUCCUUCAAGGCGGCCAUGAACGCCUUCAUGAGCGCCCUGCACUCGGUCGACGUCCGGCUGAAGCGGCAGAUCUGGGGGCUCGAGGAGGCGGGCAUCGUCACGCUCAGGGGUGCCGACCGGCGCGAGCAGGUGGCCGAGGGGGGCGGCGCCGGGUCCGCGGGUCCAGGGGGCGGACCUGCCGGGGCGGGGGGCGUCGGCGGAAGUGCUGGCGGUCCCGGGAAGGGCAGUCUGGAGCCCAACGGGGUCGGCAAUAUGGGUGUCCUGGAUGUGGGCUGGCUGAACGCGCGGAGUAACAAGGUGGAGAGGGUCAUGGAGAGCGAGCUGUGGGCGGGGGCAAGGCAGCAUCUGGAGGGGAUUGUUGAGGGGAGGAUUAGGACAGGUGGUUCAGGCGUCGGCUUGGGUCUUGCGGACAGUGGUCCGAGUGGAGGGGAUGAUAUGGAAGGCUGAGCUGAUGGUCCUUGGCUCGCGACCCAAGGCACUUUUCACUGCCAGCCAUUUGAAACAGAGAGGACAAGCGCCUAUGGCAUGAGAUCUACGAGUUGUGCUGAAGCUUGACGCUUGCCCAUGCUUGACUUGGGAAUUACGACUGGCUGAGAGCUUCAAUGGGUCCUACACGUUGUCGAGCUAGCCAA